UCUUUGAUAUUUUGAAACGUGGAUGUUGACUGUUUUCACUGCAAAUGCUACACGGAGGCGGAGGCGGAGCAGGAUUUUCGAUACAUCACUAAGUCAUAAUGUUAUUGCUCUUAAAGUUUCUAGAAAUUCUCUAAAAGCAGGAUGAAUGUCACAGGAUGGGAUUCUUGACGCACACAUCUUGAGAACGUCGUCCCAUGUGGAUGUGUUGCGGUAAGCACUUCAUUACACGCCUGCAGCCAUGGGGAAAGUACUGCUUUUAUCACUGCUGUUGGUGAUCCUGAUGGUGAUUCCUGAUGGUGCUUUCGGCGCCAUCUCUGAAGAGAGUAUGUGCUUUGAACCUGACGUAGUCUCAGAGGGAGGAGACAUGCAACUCAUCACAAGCAAAACAUUUGAAAAAUUUUCGAGUGAACUGGACCUGUAUUUCUUGAAGAAUGAAGUGAACUUGAUGGACGUCCGCAUUAACGUGCUGGGAGGGAAUGAAAGUCAGCAGGGUGUCUCGUUCCCUCUCGAUGAAUGUUUCCAGCACGAAGUUCAGCCUGUAUGGCAAUUGUUGCAGAUUUGGUCCACAAAAAUAGAUGACAGAAUCAGUGUUGGCAUUUCAUUUGAAAAUUAUGUAUGCCAGAAGAGUUGCUUGAUAAACGGUCAUUGGCAAAUUCCCCUGCAUAUUUGCGUAUUCACCUCUGUAUUUUCCAAAUGGAAGCUACAGUGGCCAUUGCACUGUCCCUCAAAUUUCACACGCAUAGACAGAAACUCAAAAGAAUCUACCCGCUUUACUUGCAAGAAUGACGGAUCUAACUUGUGGAUCAUUGUGGUCUUGGCGAUUUUGUUGGCGAUGAUGCUGGUGGGGCUGGUGUUUGUAGUGAUGUACUGCAAGAAGCGGCAGCAGCAACAGCAGCCAGGAAAAUCAAGGGAACAGCUUUACGACACCUGCACUUUCCAAUCAACUGGUGGCCAAUCAGGUAAGAAUCGCGGCCCCGCACCCCUUCGAUCCAAAAAUGCCGCGGCCUCUGACACGUAUGAUGAAGUGAUCGUCUAUGAUGAUGUUGCACCUGAACGCCCUAAGUCUAAUGUGUACGCCAACUAUCCACUCUACGAUGAAGUUGUCCCUAAUCCAGUCAACGAUGAAGUUGCCUCUGGUCCAGUCUACGAAGAAGUGGACUCUCAUCCAGUCUAUGAUGAAAUGGUUUCUGGUCCAAUCUAUGAAGAAAUGACCCCUGCAAAGCUGCCGCAGUAGCCGACUAGCCGCCCACCCACAGCCCCACCACCAGGGAGCAAGUCAGUACAGUCAUGAAAAAAUAGUUAAAGAGUGCAUUGUAAUCAGAUGACUACACACACAGACAGACAGACAGACAGACAGACACACACACACACACACACACAGACAGACAGACACACACACACACACAGA
Molecule: messenger RNA, 1408 nt
Organism: Portunus trituberculatus (swimming crab)
Lineage: Eukaryota; Metazoa; Arthropoda; Malacostraca; Decapoda; Portunidae
Exons: 2
Coding region: 239-1234 (331 amino acids)
Source: RefSeq, a predicted model, not a curated record